GUAUUGUAAUCUUUAAGAACUAACUUCAGUUCGUGCCGUCAAAAACACGUGGUUAUUUACUCAUUGAUUUCAAUAUUUAUCCAGAAUUGCACAUGUGAUUUAAUUUUAUAUUUUCAAAGAUGUUUUUACAAAGUUUGACAACUUUUAUUAAAAAAAAGAAAAAUUAUGCUGAAAAAUUUGCAUCUUUUGAGAUUAAUAAAGAACCAAACAAAGAUGAAUACAAAAGAAUUUUAGAUAUUUUGUGUGAACUCUUAAUGAAUCCAAAAUCUACAGAAGAUGUUGCUGAAUGUUUUCCACAAUUAUUGCCUAUAUUAAUUUCUACAAGUAUUUCAAUGGAAAAAAUUUCUUUUGAUGAUGGAGAUUCACUUCAUAAAUUAAAUUCUGUCAUUUUAGGAAAAUUACUUUGCAAAAAUCAAGAUCUGUUAAUAUUUGUUCUACAUUAUUUUGAAUUAAAUCCAGCUCCAUUUGAAUCUAUAGAAGUUGAUUAUAGUCCAUCUUCAAAGCGACGUAAUAAACGAAAAAUAAUAUCUUUUAUAGAAGUAUCUGAUUAUGAUUUAGUAACUGCCUGUUAUGAUAUUCUAUGUAGCGCUUCAAUGCAUUUUAAGCAUAUAUGGAAUUGGUCUAAAUUUUAUAAAUAUUUAAUUCAUGAAGAUGAAGGUGUUAGAUGGAUAGCAAUAAAUUGUAUUGCUGUUGUGUUAGGAAUGUCGGAAUCUUGCUAUUUAUCUCAUGCAAAUGAUUUUCUUUCAAAAAUUCAACAAUUCUCUAUUGAAAGUAAAGAAAUUAAUAAAAAUAAUAUAACAUUUGAAGAUACCAAAGAAAUAGAUCAAAUUUUUGAUGUACCUUCAGUAGUAUCUAUUGGAGGAAUAUUACUUCCAGUAUUUAAAAAAUCUAAAUAUAAAAAUGAUUUAAAUCUAGUUCCUGUACCAUCUACACGACAAAAUUUGCAGAACUUAGCUUUUGCAAUAUCUUCAAAUAAUUGUGUAUGUUUACAAGGUGCAGUUGGUUCAGGAAAGACUGCAUUAGUAGAAUUUUUAGCGCAUGCUACUGGUCAUGAUGCACAAAAUUUUGCAAAAGUACAAUUAGGUGAUCAAACAGAUUCUAAAAUGUUAUUGGGAAUGUACAGAUGUACUGAUAUUCCUGGAGAAUUUUUAUGGCAACCAGGGAUAUUGACUGAAGCUGUGUUAUCUGGCAAAUGGCUACUUUUGGAAGAUAUUGAUUGUGCUGCUUCAGAUGUUCUUAGUGUAAUUGGACAACUUGUAGAAACUAAAACAUUAUCAGUUCCUGGUUACAGAGAUUUAAUACACAUAAAAAGUGGAUUUCAAUUGUUUGUUACAAGAAGAUUGAUUUCUGGAGGAACACAAAAAUCACUUCAAAUGCCAAUACAGAAAGAAUGGUCUUGUGUUAAUGUAGAAUCUUUAUCAAAAAAGGAACUUGUGACAAUAGUUCAAACUUUAUUUCCAGUAUUACAUACAGUAGCUACAAGAAUUGUUGAUGUAUUUUUAUUAUUUUCUGUUGGAAAUCAUGAAGAUGAAAUUGAAAUGAAUAAUAUGAAGAAUUCUAGACAAAUCUCUACUAGGGAUUUGAUUAAAUGGUGUUCCAGAGCUAUUAUUGAUUUUGAUGUAUCUUCACCUAGUUCGGCAUUGAAGAUCUUCCAAGAUGCUUUAGAUGUUUUUUGUUGUUCUAUGUCAAAUUCUGUACAACGUUUAAAUUUGGCAAUAGCAGUAGCACAUAAAUUAGGUAUUGUAAAAACAAAAGCUGAAUUUUUUGCUGAAAUACAUAAACCAUCUGUAAAUGUUCACGAAAAAUGUCUCAUUGUUGGUAGAGCAAAGUUAGAAAUAAAAAAAUCUGACAAGGUUAAAUUAGAAUUAAAAAAUUCAAAUUUUUCUUAUACAAGACCAUCUGUUUGUCUUUUAGAACGAAUAGCUAGUUGUAUUAUUCAAAAAGAACCAGUUCUUUUAGUUGGAGAGACUGGAACAGGCAAAACAAGUUGUGUACAAUAUCUUGCGCAAAUAACAGGCCAUAAAUUAAUAGUAAUAAAUAUGAAUCAACAAAGUGAAAGUACAGAUUUACUUGGUGGUUAUAAACCAGUAGAUCUUAAACUUUUGAUCCUUCCAAUUCGUGAAGAAUUUGAAAUUUUAUUUCGAUCAUAUUUUGCAAUUGAACCAAAUCUAAAAUUUUUGAAUCAUAUCGGAUAUUGCUUUGAAGAAAGAAAAUGGAAGACGUUGACUACUUUAAUGAUUCAUAGCACUAAUGCUGCUUUAAGAAGAUUGAGAGCAUCUAUGAAAAAUCAAGAUGAAGUAGAAAUUUUAAAGAAAUGGGAAAAAGUAGCACAGAAAUUAGAAAAACUUCAAUCUCAAGUGCAAAGUCAAUAUUCCUUAGCAUUUUCUUUUGUAGAAGGUAGUUUAAUAAAAGCAUUAAAGAAUGGAGAUUGGGUUUUAUUAGAUGAAAUUAAUUUGGCUACUGCAGAAACAUUGGAAUGUCUUUCUGGUUUAUUGGAAGGAUCUUGUGGAUCUCUAUCUUUAUUAGAGCGUGGAGAUAAAGAACCUAUAAAAAGACAUAAAGAUUUUGCAAUAUUUGCUUGUAUGAAUCCUGCAACAGAUGUUGGUAAAAAAGAUUUGCCAGUAGGAUUGAGAAAUAGAUUUACAGAAUUUUUUGUCGAUGAACUUAUAGAGAAGUCAGAUUUACAACUUUUAAUAAGUUCAUAUUUGAAUGAUUUAAAUCUUCCAUCAGGAAAAAUUGAAAGCAUUGUCAAAUUUUACUUAAAUGUCAGAAAAGAAGCAGAAACUACUCUUCUUGAUGGAACUGGACAUAAACCACAUUAUAGUUUGAGAACUUUGUGUCGUGCUUUAAAUGUAUCUGCACAAAAUCCUUGUGCAAAUGCACUGAGAUCUUUAUAUGAGGCAUUUUGUUUAAGUUUUCUAACACAAUUAGAUAGUAAUUCUUAUCCAAUAGUACUAAAAAUGAUAGUUAAAGCUAUUUUAGGGGAUAAAAAUGCGAGUGCUAUUAUUGGAAUUCCAAUUCCAAGACCACAUGGUUUUGCUGAUAAUUUUAUCUGCUUCGAAGGCUAUUGGAUUCCUAAAGGUGACCUUGAUCCACAAAUUCCAGAAAAUUAUAUUCUUACAGAAACAGUUAAACAAAAUUUAAAGGACUUAGUACGAGUAGUAUCAAUAGGUAAAAUACCUGUACUAUUGCAAGGUGACACUUCUGUUGGAAAAACUAGUUUGAUUACAUAUUUGGCAAAAGCUUCUGGACAUGUCUGUGUUAGAAUUAAUAAUCAUGAACACACUGAUUUGCAAGAAUAUGUUGGUACUUAUAUAGCUGAUUCUACUGGAAAAUUGGUCUUUAAAGAAGGUAUUCUAGUAGAUGCUAUGCGAAAAGGAUAUUGGAUAAUUUUGGAUGAAUUAAAUUUAGCACCUAGCGAUGUUUUAGAAGCUUUGAACCGAGUUCUUGAUGAUAAUAGAGAAUUGUUUAUUCCUGAAACUCAACAAGUUGUAAAAGCACAUAAUAAUUUCAUGUUAUUUGCUACUCAAAAUCCUCCAGGUUUAUAUGGUGGAAGAAAAAUGUUAUCACGUGCAUUUCGAAAUAGAUUUGUUGAGUUACAUUUUGAUGAAAUUCCAUCUAAAGAACUUCAAGUAAUUUUGCAUAAAAGAUGUAAAAUGCCAGAAACGUAUUGUAAACAAGUAAUUAAUGUAAUGACAGAACUUCAAGUACGAAGAAAGAGUACUGCAACUUUUGCUGGAAAAAAGGGUUUUAUAACUCUUAGAGAUUUGUUUCGUUGGGCUGAAAGAUAUCAUCUCGCACCCGAUACUGGAGGCACUUUGUAUGAUUGGAGUCAACAUUUAGCUGAUGAAGGAUAUUUAGUUCUUUCUUCAAAAGUUCGUCAUCCUGAUGAAUGUUUAGAAAUCAUACAAGUGUUAAAGAAACAUUUAAGAAGAGAUGUUGAUCCAGAUACUCUAUUUUCACUUUCCGAAAAAACUUCUACUGUUACUAAACCAAUUUUGGAAUCUCUUUUGUCAAAAAAGAUCCCAGGAUUUGAACAUUUAGUUUGGACAUAUCAAAUGCGUAAAAUGGCAGUACUUCUUUCAAAAGCCUGUGAUUUCAAAGAGCCAAUUCUUCUAAUUGGUGAAACAGGGGGUGGCAAAACUACAGUUUGUCAACUAUUGUCUGUAAUUAGACAACAGGAACUUAGUAUUGUCAAUUGUCAUAUGCAUACAGAAGCUUCAGAUUUUCUUGGAAGUCUUCGUCCAGUUAGAGAACAUGGAGAAAAUCAGAAAUUGUUUGAAUGGGUUGAUGGUCCUUUAGUAAAAUCUAUGAAAACUGGAGGCUUUUUUUUGAUAGAUGAAAUUUCUUUAGCGGAUGAUAGUGUACUUGAGCGAUUGAACUCUCUUUUAGAACCUGAACGUAAACUUUUAAUCGCUGAAAAACCAUCGUCCGAAGAAAAUGCAACAGUCACUGCUCAUGAAAAUUUUAUUUUUGUUGGUACAAUGAAUCCUGGCGGUGAUUACGGUAAAAAAGAACUUUCACCAGCGCUUAGAAAUAGAUUUACGGAAAUUUGGUGCGAAGGUUGUGUUUCAAUGGAUGAUCUUAAAUGCAUUAUAGAACAUAAUUUACACAAAGAAUUCAAGAAAAGUGUUUCUACAGCGAUAAUAGAAUUUAUUAAAUGGUUACAAUCUAUGGAAAUAGGAAAGAAACUUGUUGUUAGUGUCAGAGAUAUACUUACAUGGGUCAAUUUUGUUAAUUGUUGUGAAAAUUUAAAAAUAGGAGAUGCCUUCUUUCAUGGUGCAGCUUUAAGUUAUAUUGAUGGACUUGGAUCUGGUUUGACCGCUGCAGAAAAUUCAACAAAAUUAAAAGAUUUUAAGGAUUCAGCAUUGAAAUUUAUUGAACAGCAAAUACAAAGUACAUUAAAAUCUGAAUUAAUAUUAAAUUAUAAAGAAUUUGAUAUUGAAUACCAUAAGGAUAAAUUUGGAAUUCAUCCAUUUUACGUGAAGAAGGGAAAUGAACAAAUUCCAAGCAAUAUACAAUUUGCUUUUUCAAGUCCAACAACAAAAAUGAAUACUCUAAAAGUUUUACGUGCUUUACAAUUAAGGAAACCAAUCUUAUUGGAAGGUAGUCCAGGAGUUGGCAAAACUAGUUUAGUUUCUGCACUUGCUAGAGCAUCUGGACAUCAUCUUCUUAGAUUAAAUCUAAGUGAUCAAACAGAUAUUUCGGAUUUGUUUGGAGCUGAUUUACCAGUGGAAGGAGGGAAGCCUGGCGAAUUUUCAUGGAAGGAUGGUCCCUUUUUAAGAGCUCUUAAAAAUGGAGAUUGGAUUCUUUUGGAUGAAUUAAAUCUUGCAUCCCAGUCAGUUCUCGAAGGAUUAAAUGCCUGUCUUGAUCAUCGUGGUGAAAUUUAUAUUCCAGAAUUAGGAAUGACUUUUAUUGUAAAAUCAGGAACUCGAUUAUUCGGCUGUCAAAAUCCUCUUCGUCAAGGUGGAGCUAGAAGAGGUCUUCCAAAGUCAUUUUUGAACCGUUUUACACAAGUUUUUAUAGAUGCUCUCGAACAGAGCGAUUUAAAGUUCAUUCUAAAUGUUCAAUUUCCGGAGUUAUCAGAAAAUUUACUCGAUAAGAUGAUACAAUUUAAUGAAGAAUUAAGCUCUCAGAUUGGAAUUACCUGGGGCCAUUCAGGAUCACCUUGGGAAAUGAAUCUUAGAGAUGUUACCAGAUGGUGUGAAAUAAUGAUGGCAAAUUUUAAAUUAAGUAAAAAAAAAAUAUUCAAUCCUGGAAAUGGUGCUCAGUUAAUUUAUAUAAAUAGAAUGAGAACAAAUGAAGAUAAAAAGAAGAUAAUCGACAUAUAUAACAGGAUAUUUUCGCAGAAUGAUUGGCAUUUGCCAGAUCCAGAAUUUCCAAUUUACUUGACAAAAGACAAGAUUUUUUUAGGAGAUGAAGUAUUGGAUCGUAACGAUUCUGCGAUUUAUGAAAACAAUGAUUUACUACUUCUAAGGGAGCAGAAAAUUAUUCUUAAAGGACUUGCACAAUGUGUUAACAUGAAUUGGAUGUCUAUUCUCGUAAGAGGAUCUGGAACUGGGAAAAGUAGUCUCGUUCAUCUUCUCGCAAACUUGACUGGACGGAAGCUCAAAUCGCUUGUCGUAAAUCCUGCAAUGGACACUACGGAAAUUUUGGGUGGCUUCGAGCAGACCGAUUACGAUCGACACUUGGAGGAAUUGUUGGAGCGGGUGGAGGCACUGUUGAUCGGAAUCCUGAGGAAGAAUUUGAGAAAGGAAAAUUUGGAUCAGGUAGCCCACUAUCAUGCCCUCCUGGAGAACGUUCGACAUUUGUCCAAAGAUGGCGAAGGGGAAACAAUGGAAACGACCAUGUCGUCCGAGACGAAGCUGUUCCUACGUAAAACCGAGGAAUUAUCGAGGCUCGUGUCUGCGAUGAAAAGGCUCGAGGUCCACCGCGAGUCGGAAUUACUCGAGAUCGAGAAAAAGCUGGCCGAUCUAUCGAUCGCCGUGAACAAGGACAGAUGCCUGAACGCCGGUGGAAAAUUCGAAUGGGUGGACAGCGUGUUGGUGAAAUGCCUGAGGAACGGCACGUGGUUACUGCUGGACCAGGUGAAUCUCUGCAGCCCGGCAAUUUUGGAUCGAUUGAAUGGGUUGCUGGAACCGAACGGCGCGCUAACGAUCGGCGAGAAGGGUGUCGAUGAGAAUGGGGACGUGUUCACGGUGACACCUCACAAGGACUUUCGCCUGUUCCUCGCUAUGGAUCCACGCCACGGGGAGAUAUCCAGAGCUAUGCGAAACAGAGGCGUAGAAAUUAGCAUACUGACUCCUCAAAAUCACGGGCCCCUCAAUCGAUUAGACGUUGUAUCUUUGUUGAACAACUGCGGGAUCUGGAACUGGGCCCAUCGUAAUUCGAUCCUGGAAAUUCAUCGAUCAUUGUACGACAAUCGGUACAGAUUGAACGAAAUGUUGCAAGUUGCUUCGUUCACCAGCCGACAGAUGUCGAAGGGAUUCUCAUUCGAAAGAUCGUUGAGGAACUCGUGUCGUGAGCUUUGUGGCACGUUCGACGCGGGAUCGAGGCAUCAAGCUUGGGGAAAAAUCGAGGAAAUUUUGUCCGAGAGGAACGAGGAGAACGGAGAACGAGUCCAUUUCUGUUACGAUCUCGACGCUCUCACGUUGAGAUUGCGCGAUCUUCGAACGAACUCGAGGCUGGCGAUCAUCAAGCAGCAAGGAUUCCUUUUGAAGUCUGCCGUGGAAAAGCUCAGGGACGAUCCAAAGAAAAUCGAUCUUAGAGAUUUGUUCGAUGAACCUCCCAUCACAGAUACAAAGGAGUUUUUGAAACAUCUUCUACUCGACUUUUACGAACGUUCUUCCAUAGACGAUCUACCCAUCAGACGAUUAUGGAGCUCGAACAUUUUCUCGAAGAACGAGUUGGACGAAUUGGAAAGAAUGAACGAAUGUUUGGCCAAGAAAGUGGAGAACUCGAAACUUUUAUUCGAAUCCGGUUCGGACGUUCCAUUGUACUUGAUCGAACGUUCCACGCUCGCUAAUAAUUUGUCCAUUAAGCUCUACUUUCAAUCGAUGAUUCUCGAUCACCAAUCGGGAAAAAGUAGAAACGUCACAGACGACGACAAAGAUGUCAUUCGAUUGGAGGAAUAUUCGUCCGCCGUCUCCUCGGGAAGAUUGUCGACCAACUUGAGACACGAGACGUUAAUAUUGAAAUUCGCCGAGGUGACGGAACAGUGUCGAAUUAUCGUGGACACGAUCCUGGAACACGGAGACUUACCGAUAGACGAUAAAACGUAUCUCGAGUUACGGGACGAGUUGAAAUGGUACAAAAGAUUCCGCGAUCAAGGAGCUACGAGAUUAGUGGACAGAUCGCGUGGCACGUUCUUCGAUCUGCGCGAGAUCACCUCCUCGUUGACCGUCCAUUACAAAUGGUUGAUCAAAUCCUUCCGACGAUUGUUCGCCCUCCUCCCUCCCUCCUCCAACCACCACCUCAGCCAACGAUUGUCCGAUUUUUCCACCCAAUUUUUCCACCUCCACAAGGGGGGGGACAAGUAUCGAAAAUUGCGGAAGAAGAUUAAGAACCGCCUCCCCUCCAUCCCUUCCCCCCACCUCUCCCACGAACGAAUCGCGUUCCUCGAGAAACUGAGAUCCGCAUCGAGGAAGUUGGAGAUGAACGAGGAGGAUUCGAUCGACUUGUCCAGGACCAGGCUGAAAAUCGCCUCGAUACGUCACGAGCAGAACUCGACAGCUAGGGAUAGAUUGAUGGGGAUGUGGAUCGAAGAUUGGAGGGGGAACGAUUGCUGCGAGGAGGAGGAGAUCCAUCGAGUGGACGAGAGUAUAUUGGAGUUGAGGGAGUCAGGGGGCGAGGAGAGUUCGACCAGUUCGUGGAGGGAAGGUGUCGAGCUGUGCCCCAUCUACGAGUUCUUCUUCCUAAUUUUCGCGUAUCGCUUUCAAGGAAGGUUGUGGGACCAGUGCUCGAGGGAUCGUCUCGAAGGGGACUUCAAAAGGGGUUGGAAAAUUUGGGAGGAGGGCACGUUGAGGAUAUUCGAGGGGGUGGCGACGAUACCUGCGCGGUUGAUCGCCUUGAUGACGGCCCUGAACGAGGAGGCAACUCUGAAGGAAAGGAAGGUCCCUGCUUUGCUCCACGAGUUGUUCAACGGGGUCGAGGAUUUUACGGGGCGAUCCUUCUCCGCUGGGAACUCGAACGUUUUUCUACGCUGUUUGCGCGAGAACGAGGAGGAGGGCUGUGAUGAUUUCCAGACGAGUCUCGUGAACAAAUCGACGCUUUGCCAUCUCCUCUACGAACUAUUCUUCCCCGGCCGAGGGGAGGGCGCCACUUUCGGGAACCACGAGAGCAGAAACAAAUUGCUACGCACCGUUCUAUGGAGGAACUCCUGCGCCCUCAACUCGGCCGAAUACGACGUGUCCACCAACGACUCCGUCCUCCUACGAUUUUACAUAAACCAUUACCUGUCCGCUGUGAACGAGAUCGUGGACGCGAUCGAGCUGAAUCCGACCGAGGAGGAGGACUUGGCGAAUCGCCUCCUCUCCCCUGUGAACGCGUUGCGAGGCAUCGAGCAAAGAUUGAGAGCCGAGAACGACGCUGCGUGCAGGGGGAAGGGGUGGAUGUUGCUCGGCUGCGUCCAACUGUUCCUCUUCGCCGAUCUCGGAUCCAUCGAUCCGGUUCGAAAGGCGGCGUUGAGAUCGGCAUACCUCGGCGAGAACCUGGCCGAGUUGGACCGCUCCAUCCUGAUCGACCGCCUGCAAUCCACGAUCUUGGGCGAGACCGGCAAACGUUCCUCGAUCGAUCGUUCGAACGAGGCCAGGGAUCGUUUCGAGAACUCGGUCCACCACCCGGUCAGGCCCACCUCGAGGCCGUUCUCCGAUCUGAGGGAGGAGGUGGAGAAUUUCUCGAGCAACGUUGCCUCGCCUCGACCCACGUUCGAACGGAUGGAAAGAUUGAGCGAGUUGGCGACGAAGGAGGAGCAAGCGCGGUCGAGGGAGAGGUUGCACGAGGCGGAGGUCUGGGGCAGGUCGUUGGAAAGGUUCUCGGCGAAGUUGGAGAGGAAGUUUCUCCCCGGCUUCCCGGACCUCGUCUCCCCAAUCCUCUCCGCCGUCUCGAGCCUCCGCCACGGGCUGUCCAUUCUGACAGCCCCCAACCACCCUCCAACCCCCUCUCACGAGCCCUUGCGCUUCCCCGUGGUUGGCAGGUGCCAAGAGGAUUACCUGAACCUGGUUAAGCUGUGCUCCUCGGAUGGGCUGACGGAUGCCGCCUCGAAGAUGGCCAAGAUCGCCCUCAUGGAGCUCGAGAAUUUGUCUCUGGCCGUCAGAAACGGGGGUGAAACGGGUUCUCUGAUGGACGAGCUGGUGAGAAUCCUGCAUGGGGUCAGGGUCGCGUGGAAGGAGCAGGAGAAGCGGAGGGAGGAGGAGGCGAGGGAGAGGGAGAGCCUGUUCAGAAGCAAGGGAGGGAAAAAGCAGGAGGAGGAAGAGGAGGAGGAGGAGGAGUUCAGAGACAUGUUCCCGGACCACGGAUCCCCGUUGCUGAACUCGAUAAGAACGAUAAUCGACAGGGUGUUCGGUUUCCCGAUCGAGUCCCCUUUGUCGAGGUACCUGACAGGCGUGGAAUUGCUGUUGACGAAGGUGAAGCAAUGGGAGGAGAACGCGCGCUACGACGUCAGUUUGGCCGGGUUCGUCGAGUCGCUCGGCGCCAUUGUUCUACGUUGGAGGAGGCUCGAGUUCUCCAGGCGGAAGGACACGUUGCAACUGGUCGCGGACGAGUCGAGGCCAAGCGCCUCGAAAUGGUGGCUCCACCUGUUCGAUUUGACGGAGGAGUACGUGGCGAGCGGGGCCGGGUCGAGGAAGGGGAGAAUUAUAGAAAGUUUGCACCCUUUCUUCACCGAGGCCUGCUUGAUCGAGUUCGAGGACAGGCUGGAGCUGGUCCGUCUCUUCCAUCUCCACCACUCUAGCCUAGGUAAGAAAGACCAGGAGGAGGAGGAGGGCAGGCGAAAGGAGCUGCUCGCCGUGCUGUGGAACGUUCACCUCUACUACGCCCGUUUCGUGGACCAAGUUCGAGGAAGGAUAAAAGCCUCCAAGGAGCCCAUCGCCAGGAGGUUGAGGGACACGAUCAAGAUCGCGAGAUGGGAGGACUCGAGCUACUGGUCGGUGAGGAACACGGCAGACAAGACGAGGAGGACGUUGCACAAGUUCGCCAGGGAGUAUCGUAAAUCUUUGGGGGAGAGCGUAGCCGCUCAUCUGACGUUGAAAACCGACGGUUUUUCCUCCUCUCCCUCUGAAAGGAGGAAAAGGAGGGUGCUCGAGGCUUCCGAUUUCUUGAUCGACCCCGUUCCAGACGCGUGCUCGAUCGAGAUCGGGGCGCGAAAAUUGGCGGGAUUGGCGGGCAAAGCUCGCCGAUACUGCGAACGAGUGAUCUCGAGCCGCGAUUACAGCCGGAUACGAACGGGCGUGGAGGCGUUCGUGGAGGAGUGCCUCGACGAGAGCGAAAGCUUGAGAGAGGCGAGGAUAGGCGACGAGAAGGGAAGGCGAGAUCGAGGUUCGAGGAGCAUCGCGCAGCGGAAGAGGAUGGCGUUGGCGAAUUACUUCAAAACGUUGGCAACCCGUCUAGGCGUCUCGUACAGGGUAGGGGUGCUCGCGUGGAAGAAUCGAAGGGACGAGGUGGUGAAUCUCGCGUGCGCCCCCCUCGAUCUGGCCGAGUUGAUCCAAGAGUUGCAAGGAGACAGGGGAGGGGGCGGAGGGCUGGCCGAGGAAUGGCCCGAUUGCGACAGGUAUUAUUACGGCUCCAUGGUCAAACUGAACUUCCUCGACGGGCUGCUGAACAGCGGCAGGGGGGGGGUGGAGGCGCGGGACGCCGAGCGCUGCCGCGGCCUCUCCGCCCACCUCGCCCUCCUCGCCCACCGCCAGAAGGAGACGAUCGCCAAGUUCCUGGACGCGUUGCUCCCGUUCUGUCUCCAAGUGUCGAACCUUGGCUCGAUGACGAGGGUGGGUGGUCCCUCGAGCGAAAUCCUCGAUCCCUCCAAAGUUUCGCGCAUAUUGGAAUUUUCGCGCGAGAUGGGCAUCCCUGACCUCGUCCAGGCGUUGAGAGGAGGAGGAGAAGGAGAAGAGGGAAGGAGAAUCGUGGAAUUCGCCAGGACGGAAGGCGUCGAGGAUAUCGCCGGAUUGGUGGAGGUUCUGAGGGAGGAGGAGGGGAUAAUUCCCGCGCAGAGGGAAUUUAGGAACGCGGCGAGCAAUUUCCAAGGGUUGUUGGAAGUGUUGCAGAUAUCCGUGAAGGAACCCGAGGAAAGCGUGGUCGAGGAGAAUCUGAUUACCGAGAGGUUGGUGGAAUCGUUGGAGAAGGCCGUUCCGGAGUUGCGUUUGAACACGGUGUCACGAAUGCUAGGAGAAUUGUUGGAAAUUAUUCACGAAUCCGAUGUCGAAUCUGCGAAUCAUCGUGUGAGAUCGCUUUUGCGGUAUCUACCUCUGCUCGAACAAUACGCCCUCCUUCUCCGCUACUAUCUCUACGAGCAAGUGGCAUGCUUCCGUCUCACUUGCAAAUUCCUCUAUCUUCAAUUGAACGUGUUCCUCGAGCUGGCUGCCAACGGUUUCUGCCUACCGAAGGACGAGGACGAGGCUGAGCGCGGGGAGGAGGGGAAGAACGUCGAAGGGGGGAUGGGACUGGCCGAGGGCGAGGGGGGCGAGGAGGAAGGGAAGAAGGAGAUGAGGGAGGAGGAGAAAGGGAUAGAGAUGUCGGAUGAUUUCGAAGGGACGGUGCAGGACAUCGAGGGGCGAAGGGACGAAGAGGAGGAAGAGAAGGACGAGGAGGACGGCGACAUCGAUAAGGAAAUGGGGGAGACCGAUGAAACUGCCGACAAAUUGGACGAAGAGAUUUGGAAGGACGAGGAGGAGGAGGAGGAGGAGCAGGUGGACGAGGAUAAGGAGAAUGAAAAGGAGGAGAGGGGGAGAGGUGAGAAAACUGGGAAAGAGGAAUUGAGCGCGAAGGACGAGGGUAAAGGUAAAGAUGGGGACGAGGAAACGGAGGGUGAAAGGGAGACGGAGGGGGAAGAGAAGAAAGAGAUCAACGAAUUCGAAGAGCCAGAGGUAAACGAGGAUCAGAUAGAUCCGUAUCACGGAAAAAUUAGGCCGGAAAUAGAGCCGGAACCUUUCGAGCUUCCGGAGGAUGUUAAUCUGGACGAGGAAGGGAAGGAAGACAAUCCUGAGGGCGAAGGGGAGGAAGACCCCUUCGACAUCGAUCAGAUGAAGGAGUCGAAAAUUUCGGAAGAAAUGGAGGAGGAGACUGAAGAGAAAGAAGGCUCUGACGAAGAUAAAAGAAAGGAGUCUGGUGAUGAUGAUGAUGAUGAUGAUGAUGACGAGGAGGAAGAAGAUUCAAACUUGGACAAAAGAAAAGAGGAGAAAGUUGAGAAAGAUGAGAAAAAUGAAAACCUGGAGGAAGAGAAAGAAGAUGAGAAGAACGUGGAAGAAGAGAAUACGGAGGAAGAUGUGGCGCCAGCGAGUUUCGACGCGGGUAGCAAAGAGGUGGACGCCUCUCAGGAAGUUGAAUCGAGGAAAGAUGGCUCGAGGGAUGCGGUGGAAAGUCGAUCGAACGAGGAGCAAAUGGAGAUAAAUCCCACGGAAAAUAGCAUGGAGAGUAAAAAGGAUAAAGGAACGGGUCAAUCGCAAACGGAAGAACGCGAGGGACAUUCUGGAUCUAAGCAGGAGGAGAACGUCCCUACUUCCGGCGAAGAGGUAUCUUUGAAACAAGCACCGAAACGAAGAAGACCAGGCCAGAGCGAUGAAAAACGUAGCUUGCCCGAUGACGACGCCCGAUCUUCAGCAAAGAAAUUAAAAACCGCCGAGAUACAUGAUCGAGACACCGAGGAGGAAAGUGAGAAGAAUAAAGGCGGCGGUGAAAGCGAGACUUACGAGCAUAUCAAAAGUUCAGAGAAACACGACGAUUACGCUUUUGAUGCCGCGACCGAGGAACAAAUUAAGAAACAGGCAUCGAACUUGGAAGAUAAAGAGGAUAAAAUGGACGAUCAAUUGGAAGACGAUGACGUUAAAAUGCACGAGGAUCCAGAACCGAACGAUCGAGAGGAAGAAACGAAGAAGGAACAAUCUCAGAAAUUGUCUGAAAGUAAGAAAGAAAAAUCGACGAACGCGAGAGGCGAAAGAGCGGACGACGCGGAGCAGCAAAUCGAGAUAGGGGGUGAAGUUGAAGGGGAAAACGUGGAAACGAUUCGUGUUUUACGAGGGAAUGAAUCUACCAUUCAUACAAAAUUAUCGGAGACAGAGUUGCACGACGUUUCCACGGAUGACAUUGCAAAGAAGAGGUCCGAGAUAGAAAAUAUGUUGGGCCAAUGGUCUCAUGGGCCGUCUUCGAUAGAGGCGGCGAAUGCUUGGAAUUCUAUAAGCGCCAUAACCGAAUCAGCUGCCAGGGAAUUGUCGGAAAAAUUACGUUUGGUAUUGGAACCGACGUUAACUUCUCGAUUGAAAGGCGAUUACAGAACUGGCAAGCGUAUAAACAUGAGAAAAGUGAUCCCGUAUAUAGCCAGUGAAUUUCGUAAAGAUAAAAUUUGGUUGAGGCGUACGAAACCGUCGAAAAGAGAUUAUCAGAUCGUGUUGGCUAUCGAUGAUUCGAGCAGUAUGGCCGACAACCAUUCGAAGGAAUUGGCAUUUGAAUCGCUCUCGUUGAUUGGCAAAGCUAUGACUUAUUUGGAGGUUGGUCAACUCGCUGUUGUCAAUUUCGGGGAACGGGUGAACAUACUUCAUCCUUUCGGGGAAAACUUUACAGAGGAAAGUGGCGCUAGGUUGAUUCAAGAAAUGAAAUUUGAACAGAAAAAGACAAUGAUUGGUCAAUUGCUUGAUUUCACGAUAGAAAUGUUCGCAUCUCAAAGCAGUUCUUCUGACAAUGCCAAAUUGGUUACUAUUUUAUCGGAUGGUAGAGGAAUAUUCUCCGAAGGGAUAGAAACAGUGACUACAGCUGUGAGAAAAGCUAAAUUGUUGAAUAUAUUUCUCGUCUUCAUAAUAGUCGAUAAUCCUCUCAACAAGGAUUCGAUACUUGAUAUUAGGAUGCCAGUUUUUGAUGGUGGUAAAUUAUUAGGUAUACGUUCCUACAUGGAUAACUUUCCAUUUCCAUUUUACAUUAUUCUUAGAGAUUUGAAUAGCUUGCCUGUUGUGUUGAGUGAUGCAUUACGACAAUGGUUUGAAAUUGUAGGUAGAAUUGAUACCUAAAAACAAUAAUAUUUCAAUAUAAAUAGAUUUCUUUUUUUUUAUGUUUUGCAUUUGACUCGAAAUAUAAAAUAUUUCUUUAUUAAA
This is a messenger RNA of Apis dorsata (giant honeybee), 14789 nucleotides long. Its product is annotated as midasin. Gene Ontology annotation, molecular function: ATP binding; ATP hydrolysis activity. Gene Ontology annotation, cellular component: preribosome, large subunit precursor; nucleus. The transcript has 23 exons. NCBI's taxonomy places the organism in Eukaryota, Metazoa, Arthropoda, Insecta, Hymenoptera, Apidae. The coding region runs from base 120 to 14705 and encodes 4861 amino acids. Gene Ontology annotation, biological process: ribosomal large subunit assembly; rRNA processing. The record is from RefSeq and is a predicted model, not a curated record.